AAUAUCUUGACAGACAAGAGCUUCAUUUAUUUUAAGAAAACAUCAGUAGUUGAUCAACAAUCUAAAAACUACAAUGGAUAUGUGUAAUCUGUUGUAUCUUCUUUUAUCACGACUAAUUCAAGUAGAAGUUAGUGAAGGUAUAUUAGAAGGUGAAGUUGUAAGCAGUGAAUACGGAUGUCCCUUCUUUAGCUUCAAAGGCAUCCCUUACGCAGAGCCACCAGUCGACGACCUAAGGUUCAAGGCUCCUCAACCUAAACAACCAUGGCAAGGAGUUCGCAAAGCCACAGAACAUGGCUCAAGCUGCUUUAAGUAUGAAAUGUUCACAAACGAAACCAGUGCGGCUGAUGGAAGCGAAGAUUGUUUAUAUCUUAAUGUUUACGCGCCAAAUAUUGCCCCACUUAAGCCAUUGCCUGUUAUGGUUUUCAUACACGGGGGUGGUUUUGUAAGUGGUAGCGGUGAUGAUAUAGAAUAUGGACCCAAAUUUUUAUUAAGAAAAAACGUUAUCGUCGUUACCUUAAACUAUAGACUAGAAGUUUUAGGUUUCCUCUCUCUGGACACCGAAGAUAUCCCUGGUAAUGCAGGAAUGAAAGAUCAAGUAGCAGCUUUGAGAUGGGUCAAGAAUAAUAUUAAACAUUUUGGUGGUGACCCUGAUAAUAUUACUAUAUUUGGUGAAAGCGCUGGUGGUGCAAGUGUUUCUUUUCAUUUAGUAUCACCCAUGAGCAAAGGCCUUUUCAAAAGAGCUAUAACUCAAAGUGGAACUCUAACAUCAUGGUGGCCAAAUACGUUCAGAGCACGUGACAGAGCUUUACUAUUAGCUAAGGAAUUAGGCUGUGUUUCUACAAAUGACAAAGACAUGUAUGAGUGUUUUAAAGCACAACCCAUUGAAAAUCUUAUCAAAAAGAAAAUACCUCUAACAUAUAUACAGUCAGCUAAAGAAGGUCCCAAUGUUUAUUUCGGUAUAGUUCAAGAAACAAAAUUCGGUGAUAAUGAAAGAUUCUUUUACGGAGACCCAUUCGAAGCUCUCCGAAAUGGUAUACACGAAGGAGUUGAGGUUAUGAAUGGUUAUACAGAAGAUGAAGGAAUACUAUAUUUAUCUAUGGGUAUUGAUGUUAAUAAGGUGUUUGAUCAAGCUAAUAAUUUCUUAGAAUUUUUCGUACCUGAACCGUACACCACGAAUACUCCGUUGAAAACGCAAAUGGAAAUAGGCAAAAGGUUUAAGGAUUUUUAUCUGAAGAAUAAAACCGCUUCGAGAGAGACUUUAGAUGAUUUAUUAAAAUACUUUAACAUGGAGCUGUUUACAUAUGGGGCGAUAAGUCAAGAAAGAAUUCUUGCCAAGAAUAAAAAAAACAAAAGUUUUUUGUAUAAGUUUACAUGUAAAUCUGAGUUGAAUUUAUUUUCUGUCAUGACGGGAUUGGAUCAACUAUUCAAUUACAGACCAACGGUCGCUCAUUCUGAUGAUCUAGGUUACCUUUUUACAUUCAAAGACGUAAACAUGAAUUCAUCUACAUUUAAAAUGAUCGACCAGGUGACAACUCUAUGGACAAACUUUGCAAAAUACGGCGAUCCAACGCCGGAUGACAGUCUGGGUGUGAAAUGGCUUCCGUACACAAUGGAAAAUCAGGACUACUUAGAUAUCGGGGAGAAUUUAGUCCCAAAGCAAUAUCCAGAAAAAGAAGACGUGGACUUUUGGGAAAGUAACUUUAAGGAAUUCCUACCCCAAUAUGUGCCAUAA
This is a messenger RNA of Nymphalis io (European peacock), 1732 nucleotides long. Its product is annotated as juvenile hormone esterase-like. The coding region runs from base 74 to 1732 and encodes 552 amino acids. Lineage: Eukaryota; Metazoa; Arthropoda; Insecta; Lepidoptera; Nymphalidae. The transcript is spliced from 4 exons. The record is from RefSeq and is a predicted model, not a curated record.